AUGGAAUGCUUAAAUUUCAGUGAUGCAGAAAAACCAAUAAAUGAAUAUUCGGAGCUGUUAGAAUCUUAUUUAAAAAAAUACAAUGUAGAAUGUUUUGAUUAUUCAAAAUUUAGUGACCCCAAAUAUAUUGGGCAUGGUGGGUUUGCAACAGUACACUCAACUGCUUUUGAAGGGAACAAAUAUGCAUUAAAAAAACUAAAUAAUAAUUGGUGCAUAAAUAGAAAAGCAUUCAAUCAAUUAAAGUGCGAGCUUAAAAUUCUUAAUGAUGUUGAACAUCAAAAUAUUAUUAAAUUUCAUGGAAUUUCAAGAGAGCAGAUAUCAGGUGAUUUCAUGAUCGUGUUACAACUUGCAAGUGAUGGUAGUCUAUGA
Messenger RNA from Dentiscutata erythropus, 369 nucleotides. NCBI's taxonomy places the organism in Eukaryota, Fungi, Glomeromycota, Glomeromycetes, Diversisporales, Gigasporaceae. The record is from the annotation of a GenBank genome assembly.